AUGUCUGUAACAAAUCGAAAGAAACCUGUUGAGAAGGAGCAAUUGAUUGAAAAUGGUGAAUUAAAUUCUAAUGAGAGAAGUAACAUAAAAGGUGAUGAAUGGAAUAUAGCAGUGCUGUUAUUCUUAUAUGCUCUACAAGGUAUACCACUUGGUUUGGCUGGUGCAGUGCCUAUGUUACUGCAAAAUCGUGGCAUCACAUAUACACAACAAGCUGAAUUCAGUUUUGUCAACUGGCCUUUUAGUGUAAAGUUACUAUGGGCUCCAGUUGUGGAUGCACUAUUUCUACCAAAAUUUGGAAGACGGAAAACAUGGCUAGUACCAAUACAAUACCUUAUAGGAUUAGUGAUGAUAAUAAUGUCAUUAAAUAUUACUGAAUGGCUUGGAUCAGAGGAAAAGGCUCCUACUAUGACACUAUUGACAAUGUCUUUCUUAUUUCUAAACUUCCUGGCUGCUACUCAGGAUAUAGCAGUUGAUGGUUGGGCUUUAACUAUGCUUAAACGGUGUAAUGUUGGACAUGCAUCCACUUGCAAUACAGUGGGUCAAACUGCUGGUUUCUUUCUAGGUUAUGUCCUAUUUUUAGCCCUUGAAUCUCCAUACUUUUGCAAUAAAUACAUUAGAUAUGAACCACAGGAGACUGGGCUUGUGACAUUAGCUAGUUUUUUGCUAUUUUGGGGCUGGAUAUUUAUUAUAACAACAACAUUCAUAGCUAUAUUUAAGCAUGAAAAGAAUGAAGAAGUUGAUAUGUCACAUGAAAGCAAAGGCGUUAAGGAUAUUGUGAAUGCAUAUCAACAGUUAUAUACAAUUGUAAAGUUACCAGCAGUGAGAACAUUAGCACUUGUUUUGUUUACAGCAAAGCUUGGUUUCUGCGCAAGUGAUGCAGUAUCAGGAUUAAAACUUGUUGAGGCUGGAGUGCCAAGAGAAGACCUGGCACUAUUAGCUGUACCUUUGGUUCCUGUGCAGAUAAUUAUGCCUGUGAUCCUAGCCAAACAUACAACCGGUCCCCAACCACUUUCACUGUGGCUUCGAGCAUUUCCCCUUCGGCUGCUUGUGGGACCAAUCGCCGCUGCACUAGUGGCCAUUACCCCAAGCCUUUUGGGAAAUUCUGGGCCAUCUUACUUCUAUCUUUUUCUAUUGAUGUGUCUCUAUGUAUUUCACCAGACUUGCCUCUACUGUAUGUUUGUGGCAGUGAUGGCAUUCUUCGCGAAAGUCUCGGACCCAACAGUUGGGGGCACUUAUAUGACCUUACUCAAUACCGUGUCCAACCUUGGUACCAAUUGGCCCAAUACGUUGGCACUUUGGGCGGUUGAUAGGUUGACGUAUAGAACGUGUACGGCUGAGAAUUUGAGUGAUAAUACUUGUUCGUCGGAGUUAGAAACUGAGGUAUGCAAGACUAGCGGUGGUACCUGCAAUGUACGCAUGGAUGGUUUCUAUAUAGAGACAGUGAUAUGCCUUAUUAUUGGUUUCAUUUGGCUCCAGUGGGGCCGAAGGACGAUACUGCGCUUACAACGACUGCCAUCAAGCGCUUGGCAGAUUGGACGGCAUAGAUAA
Messenger RNA from Pieris macdunnoughi, 1548 nucleotides. The record is from the annotation of a GenBank genome assembly. Lineage: Eukaryota; Metazoa; Arthropoda; Insecta; Lepidoptera; Pieridae.